Molecule: messenger RNA, 1357 nt
Organism: Dendrobium catenatum
Lineage: Eukaryota; Viridiplantae; Streptophyta; Magnoliopsida; Asparagales; Orchidaceae
Product: UDP-xylose transporter 1
Exons: 8
Coding region: 118-1170 (350 amino acids)
Cellular component (GO): Golgi apparatus
Molecular function (GO): UDP-xylose transmembrane transporter activity; antiporter activity
Source: RefSeq, a predicted model, not a curated record
CCCCCCCUCUCUCUCUCUACCUUUGCAGUCGAUAAAGAGUGAGGGAGAGCUCGGAGGGAGUAUCGAGGGUUUUGUUUUUAUAUUGGAAAAUUAAGAACAAAAAAUAGCGAGGUAAAGAUGGUGGAGGGAUCUGGGUUUCAGCUGGGCGUGGUUGGGUCGCUGGCUCUCUCAGUAGCAUCAUCAGUUGCUAUUGUUAUCUGCAACAAGGCGCUUAUGAGCUCCCUCGGCUUUCCUUUUGCGACGACCUUGACAAGUUGGCACUUGAUGGUGACAUUCUGCACUCUUCAUGUAGCACAGAGGCUGCAUUUUUUUGAGCCGAAAGCCAUUGACGGUCGCACGAUUGUCCUCUUUGGCUUCCUCAAUGGCACCUCCAUUGGCCUCCUCAACCUCAGUCUUGGCUUCAAUUCUAUUGGUUUCUACCAGAUGACAAAACUGGCCAUCAUUCCUUUCACUGUCAUGCUGGAAACAGUUUUCCUCAACAAGAAGUUCAGCCGGAGCAUAAAGAUAUCCCUUCUCAUCCUACUCCUUGGUGUUGGUAUUGCAUCCAUCACUGAUCUUAAGCUGAAUCUCCUGGGAUCCAUUCUGUCUCUCCUUGCAAUAGCAACAACAUGCGUUGGGCAAAUUAUGACAAACACAAUACAAAAGAAACUGAAGGUCUCAUCCACCCAGCUGCUGUACCAGUCCUCACCUUACCAAGCAGCUAUCCUAUUUGCUACCGGCCCUUUUGUAGACAAGUGCCUCACCAACAAGAAUGUUUUUUCCCACAGUUACUCUUCAGUAGUCGUGGGAUUCAUCAUAAUGUCUUGUUUGAUUGCUGUGUCAGUGAACUUCAGCACAUUCCUUGUUAUUGGGACUACUUCUCCUGUAACUUAUCAGGUGCUUGGCCAUCUGAAAACAUGCCUUGUUCUCUCCUUUGGCUACACCCUCCUCCAUGAUCCUUUCACGACAAGGAACAUCAUUGGAAUUCUUGUAGCCAUCUUUGGCAUGGCUCUCUACUCUUACUUUUGUGUCCACGAGAGCAAGAAGAAGCUGCUAGCCAACGCACUGCCUGUGUCACAGUCACAGAUGAAGGAUGAAGAGUUUCCACUUUUGGGAUCUAAUGACAAAGAGAACAAUGAGGCCAAGAAAGCUAAUGGGGUUCUCUCAGCCAACAAGAACUCUCUUGCCUGAACUUGUCUAAUUAGUUGAGCCUGGAAGCUUUGAAGCUUCAAUUUUACAUAAAUUCAUGUUAUUUUUUAUUGUUUGAUCCAAUGUAUAUGGUUUUGAUUCUUUGAAUAAUUAGCUACUGAAAUGUUACUUUGAAAAAAAAAAUAUAUUAAUUUUAGCUGCUUCAAUGCAGCCAUUUCUGCUUGGAUUA